Lymnaea stagnalis (great pond snail) is the source of this 594-nucleotide messenger RNA. NCBI's taxonomy places the organism in Eukaryota, Metazoa, Mollusca, Gastropoda, Lymnaeidae. The record is from the annotation of a GenBank genome assembly.
AUGGACAGGCUGCUGCUCAUCAUAUUUCUACUGGUCACACUCUCGGGCACUGCUGGGAUCCUCAUCAACGCUCCACACAUCCUGGAGUUUGUCGACCAGGACAAAAUUAUCAAAGAGCUGGUCGACUAUAUCAAGAGUAAGCAACAAGCCUAAAAAAAUUUUUAGGCACAUAGAGGAAAAAAAGGUAUUCCAAAAUAAAAACGUGUGGUACCAUUUAUACACAGUGUGGUCGACCAUGAAGGCCUCGGCUCCUGGUCAAAGAAGGUCAUUUCAAGAGAAGACAGUCGUAGAAAUAUAAGGGAUGUCUCGUAGGAAGAUAAAUAGUAUAAAACAUGUGCUGAAAGAAGGUGGUUGAACACAGUUCUUCUUUCUUCUCUGUGGCUGGUCUCGGGAUGAGAGAGAAAGAGCUUCAAGGGUUCGCUUACAACCGUUUCAUCCUGGACAUAUUGUAUGUGUUCUUCAUAUGACCAAGUAAGGCCGAAAUGGAAGGUUAGAAUCAUAAAUAAACUGAAUCACACUUUAAAAAAUAAACUGACAAUAAAUUGUAUGUAAAAAUGAUUAAUAAUUAUGUCUUUUUCUUCAGUUUAAACAAGC